GUCAUUCUCCUCUUCAUAUUUCAGAAUAUUCCCUUCCUUCCUUCCCAUUGGCUAAUUCGACGUUUAUAUCUCCCUCUGAUUGGUCAACGUGACGUUAGCUCUGUUCUUAUUGGUCCCCUUGCCGUCACAUAUAAGCCUCCUUGAAUCCUAUUGGUUGCUUUAUUUCUGUCUCACGCUGCUAUUGGUUGAGUAGUUUGAGCUGACCAGCGCAAUUACUACCGCAACAAAUACUCCCUUCAGAACUAUUCAGUAUUCUUUCAGAAGUUGAUUAAGAACAAGGUUUAAGAAUGGAAGAUAAGGAUGUGUGCAGGCCUGAACCUAGCUCUAGAUCUAAACCUAUAUUUUCACACGGAGCCUUUUCCAUAGAUAGCUUACUCAAACCUCAGCUCAGUACCAAUCUCGGAGACAGAUUCCAGGGUUUCCGUCCUACACCUCCCUACCUAGGCUUGCUCCCGGAGAAGAUGUCAGGUUCAGAGGACACCCUCCAGGAUAAUGGAGAUGAUACUAUUGAAUAUAAUGAAGAUUCAGGUGAUGAAGAUGGAGCCGAGGAUGACCGGAAGAAGCGACCUCGAACAGCCUUCACAGCCUCGCAGAUUAAAGCUCUUGAAUGUGAGUUUGAGAAGAACAAAUAUCUGUCUGUAUCUAAACGUCUUCAACUCUCAAAGCAUCUUAAACUUACAGAAACUCAGAUAAAGAUCUGGUUCCAGAACCGGCGAACUAAAUGGAAACGUAAAUACACAAAUGAUCUUGAACUGUUGGCCCAGCAGUACUAUUCUAGCCUGGGUUCUCUAGCCCCCAGACCUAUGGUUCUUGGAGACAGAUUAUGGUUAUUUGGACCUAACGGAUCCGGUAUACCUCUUCCUCCUACAGGAGUUCCACAGAUAUACCCUCCUUCUACUAUGUCCACGCCCCCCUUCUCCUUCAUGGACCGCCCCCUGCCCCCCUGCCUACCUCAGGCCUCCUCCCCGCCCAGAUCCCCGCCCACCUGUCCCCCCUACCUAUACCCCCACCUGCAGACACCUAAGCUGUCUCCGAUUGAUCAUUCAAACUCCGACUAAUUAAGUCUAAUUGAUCAGAGCUAGCUGGGAACUCUUGUUUUGUGAAUAUCGAGAUGUCAAUGCUUGAUCUCGAUUCUUUGCUAAUCUGCAGAUUAACUUAAUCUUUAAUCGAUCCCGCAUGAAAAUCGUACCCAGUGAGGAGUUGAAGGGAGCUUUGAUCAAGGGAGAAAUAACUUUUUUUGUAGAUCCUCAAACUGCAAGUGCCCAAAGUGAAGUUAGAGAUCAAGGUAUCGGUAUUAACAGUAUCCAACACAAGAGUUCCCAGAUCAGAGCUGAAAACUUUAGAAUGUGAUAUCCUUAAUCCUGAUCUGUUAGUUAAUCUGGAAAUAAAUUCAUGAGGUGAACAAGCAAUAUGUAAUCUGGAGAUUAAGAUAAAGAGUGGAUCAAGCUUUAAUCCUGAUAUCCAAUAUUCUAAAGUUCCC
Molecule: messenger RNA, 1480 nt
Organism: Eurytemora carolleeae
Lineage: Eukaryota; Metazoa; Arthropoda; Copepoda; Calanoida; Temoridae
Product: barH-like 1 homeobox protein
Exons: 4
Coding region: 288-1058 (256 amino acids)
Biological process (GO): regulation of DNA-templated transcription; central nervous system development; neuron differentiation
Molecular function (GO): DNA-binding transcription factor activity, RNA polymerase II-specific; DNA binding
Source: RefSeq, a predicted model, not a curated record